This is a messenger RNA of Salvia hispanica, 1481 nucleotides long. The record is from RefSeq and is a predicted model, not a curated record. Lineage: Eukaryota; Viridiplantae; Streptophyta; Magnoliopsida; Lamiales; Lamiaceae.
AAAUCCCACGACUAAACUGCGUCCCUUCGCCACAAUCACAGAUCUCAGAGCUCUCUCUCACACACACACACAAACUCACAAUUCACAAACAUGGCUUGCUCUAUUCAAUCUUUGCUAUUGCUUCCUCUGAUUCUACUAAUUUCAGAAGCCGCCUCGCUUUCCCACACUCCUAUGUUGCCAAAAGCUGCGAUCUUUCCUGUUUCCAAAGACUCCUCAACUCUUCAGUAUGUUGCUCGCGUUUUCAUGGGCGAAACUCUUGAUUCAGUCAAUCUCGUGGUGGAUCUAAACGGCCCUCUUGUUUGGAUGGCCUCUGAGUCUCCGCAGCCCAUCAAAAGCUGCUCGCUCAAGUGCUCCAUGGCGAACUCGAUUAGGGGCGGCGGAGCAGAGUACAACCCCAACUCCAUGACUUGUACCUUGCUGGCAGAGAAUACUAUUUCAAGAAUGUCUAAAUCUGGAUAUCUGAGUGAGGACACGAUGGCUAUGGAGUUCUGGGAUGGGAUUCGGUCUUCUUCCUUUGCCAAGAGUGAGAAAUUCUUGUUCUUAUCUUCUCCCAAUUUGUUGCUUAAGGGCUUAGCUCAUGAUGCUAGAGGCAUGCUAGGGUUAGGAGAUUCAAGAAUCUCACUCCCAUCACAAUUCUCCACCACAUUUGGAUUCUUUGAGAGGAAAUUCUCAGUGUGUUUAUCCCCCAAAAAGGGUGCAGUUUUCCUAGGUGGGAACCCUUUUGAAACCCAAAUCUCAAGCUCAAUGAUGUUCACUCCUCUAAUCUCCAAGAAAAGUGAAGGCUAUUACAUUGAUGUUGGUUCAAUUAAGGUUUCUGGCAAGAAGCUCCCUUUGCAUCAAAAGGGGAGUCUUGGUGCCAAAAUUAGUACCACUGUUCCUUACACUACAUUUGAGAGCAAGAUUUAUGCUGGAUUUGUUGAGUCCUAUGUUAGUGCUGCAGUGUCAAUGAAUUUGAGUAGAGUGCAUUCUGUGGCUCCUUUUCAAGUGUGUUUUAGUUCAAAACAUGUGGAGAAUGUUCCAAGUAUUGAUCUUGUUCUGCAGAGUGAGUUGGUGAAGUGGAGGAUUGAUGGUGAGAAUUCAAUGGUGGUGGUGAGUGAUGAAGUGAUGUGUUUGGGAUUCUUGGAUGGUGGUGUGAAUCCUAGGGAUUCAAUUGUGGUUGGUGGGUAUCAGAUUGAGGAUCAUCUGCUUGAGUUCAACAUGGGAAACUCCAUGCUUGGAUUUGCUUCAUUGUUGAAGGGAGAGAAGAAGUGUUCUGAUUUUGAAGCAGCAGAUAGGGAGAGCUUGUGAUGCUUUUCUUGAGGAGAGGGAACUACUCAUUUUUGGUUGAAAUUCUCGAUUUGAUUUGUAUAGUUGUGGGACUCUAGUUCUACUCUCAUAAGCUUAUAGUAUAUAGGUUUUUCUUAUGUCUAACUUCAGUGAUGUAACAAGUUUUCUGGAUGUAGUAUGAAUAUUAAGGCUAUGGAGAAGAGGAAUUUGUUUCA